Acyrthosiphon pisum (pea aphid) is the source of this 1044-nucleotide messenger RNA. Its product is annotated as putative nuclease HARBI1. Bases 349 to 870 code for a protein of 173 amino acids. NCBI's taxonomy places the organism in Eukaryota, Metazoa, Arthropoda, Insecta, Hemiptera, Aphididae. The record is from RefSeq and is a predicted model, not a curated record. The transcript has 5 exons.
CCUCAUUUAACUACAUUUACCAUAGUGAAAAAGUAUUUUAUGAUCGACUAUCAAUUAUCAUAAUAAUAAUAUUGAAUAUUGAAGGGGGCCAAAGGAGUUCGCAGAGUAGUCAAGUGCCUACCAUGACUACCCCGUGCGUACGCUUAUGUUCAAAUCCAUUGCCUAGUCAUUAUAUUAAUGAAAUGGGAAUUUUAUUUAAUUUUUUUGUAUAGGUAAUUUUUUAUACUACCUACUAUACUGUAUAUUAAUCAAUUAUGGUUUACCUAUUUUUAAUUUUCAUAGAUUUUUGUAACUUUAAAUUUUUUGGCUACGGGCUCUUACCAAUCGCCUAUUGGUAACAGUAGAUUUAUGGGUCUAUCCCAACCUUCUGUAUCCCGCUGUAUCAGUGAAGUUGUGACUGCAUUAAACCUGCCCGAAAUAUUUAAUGCUUGGGUUAAGUUUCCAAAAAAUAUAAAUGAACUCAAUGAUAUCCGUAAUGGUUUCUACAGGAAUACUGGAUUUCCUGGUGUUGUUGGGUGUAUUGAUUGUACACAUGUGGCAAUCACACCCCCUUCAACAAAUUUAAAUUUAAAUGAAAAUCAACAUCCCGAAUACAUAUAUGUUAACCGUAAGGGAUAUCAUUCAAUCAAUGUCCAAUUGAUUUGUGAUUCAAAUUUAAAAAUAUUGAAUAUCAACGCUUUAUUCCCUGGCAGUACUCAUGAUACACAUGUGUGGAAUAACAGUAAAGUUUUACCAAUUCUGCAAGAAUUGCAUAGACGCAAUUACAAUAAUUUUUAUUUAUUAGGCGAUUCUGGAUACGCUUUGCGUCAAUGGCUAUUAACACCUAUACCAGAUCCUAGCACUGAAGCUGAAGAAAAUUAUAAUAGAUGACAAAUGUCAACUAGAAGUAUAAUUGAACGCUGUAAUGGAGUGCUAAAAAUGCGAUUUAGGUGCUUAUUAAGAGAUAGGACACUGCAUUAUAAGCCCGAAAAAGCAUCUUCCAUUAUAAAUGCAUGUGUAGUACUGCACAAUAUGUGUAUCACAAAUAAUGUUCCUAUGCCUGAU